Molecule: messenger RNA, 1494 nt
Organism: Laetiporus sulphureus 93-53
Lineage: Eukaryota; Fungi; Basidiomycota; Agaricomycetes; Polyporales; Laetiporaceae
Product: FAD-binding domain-containing protein
Exons: 11
Coding region: 1-1494 (497 amino acids)
Molecular function (GO): FAD binding; oxidoreductase activity
Source: RefSeq, a predicted model, not a curated record
AUGGCGAUGCUCUUCACAGCUACGCUCGCGCUUUCUGCACUCUUUCCCAGCGGACUCUACGCAGGCAAUCUGCUGGCAAGCGACACGGUCUCCGUCUGCGAGGAGAUUGCGUCCGCCAUUUCGUCUGCAUCUGCGGUCUACUAUCCCCUCCAACUCGAAUACAUCGCGGAUAAUUUCCACUGGGCCUCUUCGAGCUCUCAGAAUUCUACGUGCAGCGUAGAACCCGGCACGGCUGAAGAUGUUGGCACAAUACUGCAGAUCUUGGGCGAGGCGCAGACUGCGUUCGGGGUGAAGGGCGCGGGUCAUGCUUCCAAUCCCGGAUUUUCGUCCACAGCUGGUGUCGAGAUUGCGCUAACGCGCUUUAACGAGACCGUGUACGAUUCUGCAACCGGAACGGCGACCAUCGGAGCGGGCAUGAUCUGGGACGACGUGUACAGUGCCCUUGAGGCAUACGGGGUCAACGUGGUGGGUGGACGAGUGAGCGGAGUUGGAGUCGCGGGAUUCAUCCUCGGAGGAGGCUACUCUUACUUGUCGAACCAGUAUGGUCUGACGAUCGAUACCGUCACGGCGUUCGAGCUAGUGCUGCCAAAUGGCACCGUCACUAACGUCACCUCUGCUUCUUACCCUGACCUAUUCUUUGCGCUGAAGGGUGGCUUCAAUAACUAUGGGAUCGUAACGCGAUUCACGCUGGAGGCUUUCACUCAAGGCGAAGUGUGGGUGUGUAUAAUUAGCUUCUCAGGAGGGUUUAUGCUCGCAGUCGGCGAGGCCGAAGCCAUCGCAGAAGCCACUGCCAAUUUCUAUGCCAACGUCACCGAUCCGAAGGCUGCCAUCAUAACGUCAUUUAACUACGACCUCGGUAUUUACGUCCAAGAAGUCAGCAUGUUUUACGAUGCACCAACUCCGCCGGACGGUAUAUUCGAUGACUUCCUGGCCAUUCCGUUCACGGUACAGGACAUCGAAACCCGCUCGUUCUUGUCAGUAGUGCUCGCGACCCCGGAUGACACCACGGAGACAUAUCGAGGAUUUUUCAACACAGUGUCUCUGUGGAAUGUUACACUGCCGAUCCUCAGCUACAUCAUGAAUGAGACGACGUUCUGGUAUGGGGAGUUGUCAAGCGAAGUCCCAGGCCUCUUCAUCAGCUACGACGUAGAGCCCUUCUUGCCUAGUGUGUUCUCUCAUGGCACCGUAUCAGCCUGGCCACCCAGUCGGGCCGAAGGCCUGCUUCCCUUGAACAUCUACUACGCGUGGUGGGACUCCUCGUCCGACUCCUUGAUCAACGACGCAAUGCAGGAAAGCGCCAACUACCUCACGCAGAUGGCCGUCGCUGAAGGUCAAGAGGUCGCGGAUGUCUCGUUAUAUCCGAAUUACGCCAUUUACGACACGUCUGUCUCUCGGAUAUACGGCGACAACCUCGCUCGUCUGCAGUCCAUUAAAGCCGAAUACGACUCAGAAGACGUUAUGGGGUUGGCAGGUGGAUGGAAGAUCACAGCGUGA